AUGGACCACCAGGAGCCCUACUCGGCGCAGGCCACCGCGGCCAUCGCGGCCGUCAUCACCUUCCUCAUCCUCUUCACCGUCUUCGGCAACGUGCUGGUCAUCUUGGCCGUGCUGACCAGCCGCGCGCUGCGCGCCCCGCAGAACCUGUUCCUGGUGUCGCUGGCCGCCGCCGACAUCCUGGUGGCCGCGCUCAUCAUCCCCUUCUCGCUGGCCAACGAGCUGCUGGGCUACUGGUACUUUCGGCGCACCUGGUGCGAGGUGUACCUGGCGCUCGACGUGCUCUUCUGCACCGCGUCCAUCGUGCACCUCUGCGCCAUCAGCCUGGACCGCUACUGGGCGGUGAGCCGGGCCCCCGAGUACAACUCCAAGCGCACCCCGCGCCGCAUCAAGGGCAUCAUCCUCACCGUGUGGCUCAUCGCGGCCGUCAUCUCGCUGCCGCCCCUCGUCUACAAGGGGGACCCGGGCCCGCAGCCCCGAGGGCGCCCGCAGUGCAAGCUCAACCAAGAGGCCUGGUACAUCUUGGCCUCCAGCAUCGGCUCCUUCUUCGCGCCCUGCCUCAUCAUGAUCCUCGUGUACCUGCGCAUCUACCUGAUCGCCAGGCGCAGCCACCGUCGAGGGCCCAGGCCCAGGGGCCACCGGGGCCAGGGUGAAUCUCAGCAGACCUCCAGGCCCACUCGAGGAGCUGCUGCUGCCUCCACCAAGCUGUGCAACCUGGUCUCUUCUCUGGCUGUGGCCGGAGAGGCUGCUGGCCUCUCCAAGAAAACUCCAGGGGAGAACGUGGAGGUAGGGCCCCCCGAAGAUCCCGAGGCCUUGCCCGCCAGCAUGACUGCCCUUCCCAAAUCCGGUCAGGAGCCAAAGGAAAGUGUGUGUGUGGCAUCUGCAGAGGAGGAAGCUGAAGAGGAGGAGGAGGAAGAGGAGGAAGAUGAGGAGGAGGGAGGACCCCACACCAUGCCCCCCGCCCCUGCCCCUGCAUCACCUCACAGCCCCCCACUGCAGCAGCCCCCCGGCGUCCGCGUGCUGGCCACUCUCCGGGGCCAGGUGGUCCUGAGCAGGGCCGUGGGGACAGCCAGUGUCCAGUGGUGGCGGCGGCGAACGCAGCUGAGCCGAGAGAGGCGCUUCACUUUCGUGCUGGCCGUGGUCAUCGGCGUCUUCGUGCUCUGCUGGUUCCCCUUUUUCUUCAGCUACAGCCUGGGUGCCAUCUGCCCCCAGCGCUGCAGGGUGCCCCACGGGCUCUUCCAGUUCUUCUUCUGGAUCGGCUACUGCAACAGCUCCCUGAACCCCGUCAUCUACACCAUCUUCAACCAGGACUUCCGCCGUGCCUUCCGGAGGCUCCUCUGCCGGCAGUGGACCCAGACGGCCUGGUGA
This is a messenger RNA of Suncus etruscus (white-toothed pygmy shrew), 1365 nucleotides long. It is a transcript of the gene ADRA2B, whose product is annotated as adrenoceptor alpha 2B. Gene Ontology annotation, molecular function: alpha2-adrenergic receptor activity. Gene Ontology annotation, biological process: regulation of vasoconstriction; platelet activation; adenylate cyclase-activating adrenergic receptor signaling pathway. NCBI's taxonomy places the organism in Eukaryota, Metazoa, Chordata, Mammalia, Eulipotyphla, Soricidae. Gene Ontology annotation, cellular component: membrane. The coding region runs from base 1 to 1365 and encodes 454 amino acids. The record is from RefSeq and is a predicted model, not a curated record. The transcript has a single exon.